AUGAAGAGCCUGGCUUGCGCCGUGCUGCUUCCUCUUGUCGCUGCGCAAUUCGUGCCGGCGCCGACCGAUUUAAUCACCAAAGAGGGUUAUGCCGGCAUCAAUGUUCGUUACAAGGAGGUGCCCACUGGAAUCUGCGAGUUGGACCCAAAUGUCAAGAGCUAUUCUGGUUAUGCGGAUGUUGAUGAGAAUCAACACAUUUUCUGGCAAGUAGACUGUCAAUUGGUCAACGGAAUGGCGCUGACCGCAACAGGUGGUUUUUCGAGGCCAGAAAUGGGGAUCCCACCGAGCCAGGCGCCGUUGACUGUCUGGAUCAAUGGUGGGCCGGGAUCAUCCUCCAUGAUCGGCUUGUUCCAAGAACUAGGGCCAUGCGGAGUAGACAUUAAUGGGCAGCCAUACAACAACCCGUACUCUUGGAGCAACGUCAGUAACAUGCUGUUUGUCGACGAGCCGACCACGGUUGGUCUGUCCUAUUCGAUCCCGAUUCCUGGAUACGAGGACGAUUAUGGCAACAUUGUCCAACUGCCAGACACGACCUGCCCGGAUUACGCUGAGCAAUAUGGCACUUGCGGAACGUAUUCCAAGCCGGACCUGACCUUGGUCCCCAACACUACCCUGGGCGCGGCGCCAAACAUGUGGAAGACGCUUCAAGGAUUCAUGGGGGCCUUUCCCGAGUACUCGAGAAAUGGCUUCAGUUUCACUACAGAGAGCUACGGCGGCCACUACGGCCCGGUAUUCAACGAAUACUUUCUCGAGCAGAAUGCAAAGAACAUUUCGGGCGCACACAAGAUUGAACUCGAGAACGUCUUGAUUGGCAAUGGAUGGUUUGAUCCACUGAUCCAGUACCAGGCUUAUUACAACUUUUCAGUAUACCCGGGUAACACGUAUGAUUACGAUCCAUACACGGAUACGCAAAAGGCCGAGUGGUACAAUAACCUCUAUGGAGCGGGCAACUGCUAUGAUCAGACGGUGCAGUGCAAGGAAACUGGACGAAACGAGGUGUGCUCGGCAGCCGACAACUUUUGCUACUACAAUGUCGAGGCUCCGUACGACGUCUACUCGGGCCGUGACGAGUACGACAUGCGGGAGCUGACGCCGGAUCCAUUCCCGUAUUCCUUUUAUGUCGACUACCUCAACACUCCCGAGGUGCAAGCCGCGAUUGGUGCGUACCAAAACUUUUCCGAGAGCUCAAAUACCGUCUACACGGCCUUUUCCAAUACCGGCGAUGACGAUCGUGAAUCCAAUACCAUUGAGGAUGUGCGAAAGCUGCUCGCUGCUGGAAUCCAAGUGAUUCUCUACUAUGGAGAUGCCGACUACAACUGCAAUUGGCUUGGUGGUCAGGCAGUUGCCAAGGAGAUUGAUGCACCAGGAUUCACCGAUGCUGGUUUUGUCAAUAUUACAACGUCUGACGGUGUCGUACACGGUCAAGUAAAGCAGAGCGACCUCUUUAGCUUUGUCCGCAUUUACGAGUCUGGCCACGAGGUGCCAUUCUACCAGCCAUUGGCCUCGUUGGAGCUGUUUGAAAGAGCGCUCGCCAGAAAAGACAUUGCGACGGGAGAGGAGGAUGUGACGUGCAACGGUUCAUACAAGACUGUAGGCACGGCGACUAGCGACUACAGAGAGGGCAACAGCACCAUUGUAUUCGAGGUCCUGCCCAGCAAUGCGACGUACAAUACCGAACUGAACGGACCGGACCCUGUGCCCACUUGGUCAGCCACAAGCGCCGCAAAGAGGAGGGACCUCUCGGGGUCGGAACAAUCGCAGACGAGGAAAAGGAGCCUCCGCAAACUCGGGAGACCGGUCAGAUCCAAGGGCGGCAAGCGUCAUUUGUAG
Molecule: messenger RNA, 1830 nt
Organism: Pestalotiopsis fici W106-1
Lineage: Eukaryota; Fungi; Ascomycota; Sordariomycetes; Amphisphaeriales; Sporocadaceae
Exons: 4
Coding region: 1-1830 (609 amino acids)
Biological process (GO): proteolysis
Cellular component (GO): fungal-type vacuole
Molecular function (GO): serine-type carboxypeptidase activity
Source: RefSeq, a predicted model, not a curated record